AUGUCCGCUGCAUCCGCGGGGCUGCUAGGAGCUCGCCCAGAAGGCCAGCUUGUAGAGUUCUUCAUCGAGAGAUGCAAUGAACGUUUGGUGGAGUACAUUGACUCGAAUGCCUUCCGAGAAGCACCUGACGACUCCAAGCUCUUCAGCUGCAUCAAAACACGGUUGAAGAUGAACGCGCCUCAUGUAGCAUCCGGGACGUGGGCACAGGCGAUGGCGAUCAUGGCCCGGCCCGAAAACGUGUCGACGUUGCUGCGCCAGCAACACGGGAUGGUGUCGGAGAUCGCCAGGGCCACGCGAACCGAGCCCGCGUCGAACGCCUCAGACCUGGCCUACAAGGCCAUGAUUGCAGCCGCAUACGGUGUCGCGGAGGUCUCGAUGCUGUCCGACAAGUCGGACGGCUUUCACGACACGUGGCGGACGCUGGAGCGCGAGCUGGCGCUGUGGGAACGACGCGGCUCGCGGCGCUGA
Molecule: messenger RNA, 468 nt
Organism: Pedinophyceae sp. YPF-701
Lineage: Eukaryota; Viridiplantae; Chlorophyta; Pedinophyceae
Source: the annotation of a GenBank genome assembly